AAUUUAAGAAUCCCGUUCCUGCCCAUAAUUUUCUCCCAAACUCUCCCCACUUAGGGUCCGGAGCCGGCCGGACCGGAAUUUAUGCCAUCACUAGAUUUGACAACGGCUCACAUUGUUUUUAUAGAUUUUCCGCCUGCACCGGUAAAAAAAAAAAAAAAAAGAGCAAAGGAAAGCUCUCUAAACUUGACGACUGAGAGAGACUGAGCAAUAGCCAAUGGCAACAACACCAGCGCUAACGGUUCUUCAUCUCUCUCGCCUCGCCCGCCACCUCCCCUUCUCUUCUUCCCCUCUCCUAACACCUCUUCUCUUUCCUUGUGCUCGUCUCCUUCCCAAGCCGCGUGACCUGCCCUUCCGCCGCAGUCCCUUCUUCCCCUGCAACCUCUCCCGCCGGUUCUCCGUUGCCGCCUCAACCUCUCUAGGCCUGAGUGGUGAUGGGAUACUUGAUGAAAGAUAUGAUGUCAUUGUGGUCGGAGGAGGACAUGCAGGCUGUGAAGCUGCCCUAGCAUCUGCUCGUCUAGGGGCAAAAACUCUUCUACUGACACUAAAUAUUGAUAGGAUUGCAUGGCAGCCUUGCAACCCAGCAGUAGGUGGACCAGCAAAGUCGCAACUUGUACAUGAAGUGGAUGCCCUUGGCGGUGAAAUUGGAAAAAUUUCUGACCGGUGCUAUUUACAAAAGCGUGUUCUCAAUGCCUCAAGAGGCCCUGCUGUUCGAGCAUUGCGUGCACAGACUGAUAAACGGGAAUAUGCUAUGGAAAUGAGGAAAAUAGUAGAGAGCACACCAAACCUUUCAAUUAGAGAGGCAAUGGUGACGGAUAUCUUAUUAGGAAAAAAUGACAAUGUAGAAGGUGUACAGACAUUUUUUGGGAUGAACUUCUAUGCUCCUUCUGUUAUUCUCACGACGGGCACAUUUAUGAGUGGUAAAAUUUGGGUUGGUAGAACUUCUAUGCCUGCAGGAAGAGCUGGCGAAUCAGCUUCACUUGGACUCACUGAAAACUUGCAGCACCUUGGAUUCGAAACUGAUCGCUUAAAGACUGGAACCCCAGCACGUGUGGACUGCCGCACUGUUGAUUUUUCUGGAUUGGAACCACAACAUGGAGAUGAAGAGGUCAGCUGGUUUAGUUUUGAUCUUGAUUUCCAUAUUGAAAGGGAACAAAUGUGCUGCUAUCUCACACGUACCACAAAGGUCACUCACCAACUAAUCAAAGACAACUUGCAUGAAACUCCCACUUAUGGAGGAUGGGUUGAGGCAAAGGGGCCCCGGUAUUGCCCUUCAAUUGAGGAUAAGAUUGUUCGCUUUCAGGAUAAAGAGUCUCAUCAAAUAUUUCUUGAACCAGAGGGCCGAGAUGUGCCUGAGCUUUAUGUGCAGGGAUUCUCAACUGGUUUACCAGAGAGACUACAAUUACCACUCUUGAGGACUUUGCCUGGACUUGAAAAUUGUUCAAUGCUGAGGCCUGCUUAUGCUGUAGAGUAUGAUUUCUUGCCUGCUCAUCAAUGUUCUCGAUCUCUUAUGACAAAGAAAAUUGAUGGGCUUUUCUUCUCUGGUCAAAUAAAUGGAACUACAGGCUAUGAAGAGGCUGCAGCACAAGGCAUUAUUUCUGGUAUUAAUGCUGCCAGACAUUCAGAUGGCAAGUCCCUCAUUGUUCUUGAGAGGGAAAGCAGUUUUGUAGGAACAUUGAUUGAUGAUCUGGUCACGAAGGACCUUCGAGAGCCUUACCGCAUGUUAACAAGCCGCUCAGAGCACCGGUUACUUCUUCGAUCUGACAAUGCUGAUAGCCGUCUCACACCAUUGGGGCAUGAAAUUGGGUUAAUAGAUGAUAGACGAUGGAAACUCUACCAGGACAAACAAGCUCGAAUUUCAGAAGAAAAGAAGCGAUUGAAAAGUGUCCGAAUUUCAGGAGGGGAAUUGGCUGCUGAUGUUACUCGUCUUUCUAGUCAGCCAGUGAAGGACUUUACUACUCUGGAGAGUCUUCUCAAGAAACCACACAUAGAGUAUAAAGUUCUUGAUAGGCAUGGUUUUGGGAGUAAACUGUUGUCUAGAAUAGAAAAGGAAUGUGUGGAGAUUGACAUCAAGUAUGAGGGUUUCAUUUCGCGGCAGCAGAUCCAACUCCAACAAAUGGUCCAUCAACAGCAUAGACGACUUCCAGAGGAUUUAGAUUACUAUGCAAUAACAACUUUAUCACUUGAAGCACGUGAGAAGCUCGCCAAGGUGAGGCCGCAAACCAUUGGUCAAGCAAGCAGAGUUGGUGGGGUGAACCCUGCCGAUAUCACCGCCCUCCUCAUUAUCCUUGAAUCUGAUAGGAGGAGAGCGCAGGAACAGAAGAAGCUCCAGCUGCUAAAUUCUAUCAAGACAGAUACAGAUCCACAUGUACCUGAAGAAGUUCCUUUGACUGGGACACUCAGCUCAUGAUAUUUCUGUGCUUUUCAGAAUUGGCAUUUGAGUUGUAUUCAGGUGUAUCUGAAAGUGUCAAUGUAAAGGAACCACUCUGAGGAUCCAGCUAUCAGCUGCUGUGUGUUAACUGCAAGUCUGCAACAGAAGUGAAGAUAGAAGUUAACGUACUAGUGUAGUUGAAGUGCAACUUUUAUAUAACAUGUUUUCAGGCUAUCUAUAUUCUUAGUGGAAACGGAAACUAUCGAUUUAGGUGUUCUAUUUUUAUAUUUAGGAAAGUAGAUUAGGUAACAAAUGUUUUCUUUUAAAAUUCGGAAAUGCAAUAAAUCUAUCAAAGCCAUUUUCACACU
Prunus mume (Japanese apricot) is the source of this 2736-nucleotide messenger RNA. Its product is annotated as glucose-inhibited division family A protein. NCBI's taxonomy places the organism in Eukaryota, Viridiplantae, Streptophyta, Magnoliopsida, Rosales, Rosaceae. Gene Ontology annotation, molecular function: flavin adenine dinucleotide binding. Gene Ontology annotation, biological process: tRNA methylation; tRNA wobble uridine modification. The record is from RefSeq and is a predicted model, not a curated record.